AUGACAUCAAAACAUAUCCCUGUUGCAAACGCGACGCUCCCCUUCUGGCGGACAGAUCCCCACCCUCUAGACAAUUAUCGCUCCACCGAAACUCUACCUGAGAAAAGCGACGUCGUCAUCAUUGGAGCUGGGUAUGCGGGGGCAUCGGUGGCGCACCAUAUUCUUCGAAAUGUAAAAAAUGGUGCCAAAGCACCUUCAAUCACGAUCUUGGAAGCGCGUCAGGCGUGCUCUGGUGCGACUGCUCGCAAUGGGGGGCAUAUGAAGCCAGAUAUUUACAACUUUAUAGCAACCCUGGCCGAAAAUUAUGGAUUAGAUGCCGCAGCUGAAGUGGCAGCUUUCGAGGCCAAGCAUGUAUACGCAAUGAAAGAUUUCGUUGAGGCUGAGAAGAUCGACUGCGAUUACACAGUCACUAAGGCCCUUGAUGUUCAAUUGACCGAGUCACACUUCAAAAAGCUCAAGGAUGGGUACCACAGUUUAGUCGCAGGCGGUAUCGAAGCAACGGCUCGAGCGCAGAUAAUUGAGUCUCAAGAGGCAAAAGACUUUUCCGGCGUCAAAGGUGCUGUGGGCUGCUUUGCGUACGACGCAGGUCACAUCUGGGCCUACAAAUUCGUUCUCCACAUCUUGGAAAAUGCGGUCUCGCAAGGUCUUGAUCUGCAGACGCACACACCUGUGAGUAAAGUCUCGGAGUCGGCCCAUUCUGAUUCUCCAUAUCGCUGGAGAGUGGAGACGUCCUCGCGCGGCACGGUCGCGGCCAAAGUGGUAGUAUUUGCAACGAAUGCCUAUACCUCAACUCUCGCCCCACAAUAUCAAGGUAAAAUUGUACCUGUGCGUGGAACAUGCAGUCGCAUUGUUGUUCCGCCUGGAUCUCAAGCUCCUCGCUUGACAAACACUUACACCUUGCGACUGAAUGCUUGGGAUUAUGACUACCUUAUUCCGCGUGGAGACGGGAGCAUUGUGGUGGGUGGGGCACGAUCGUCGUUUAUCCAUGACGAAAAGAAUUGGCUCAAUGUUAGUGAUGAUAGUCGAGUUUUAGAGCCUGCAGCACGCUAUUUCGAUGGAUACAUGCAAAGGAAUUUCGUGGGGUGGGAAAAUAGCCAUGCAUAUACCGACCGGGUCUGGACGGGAAUUAUGGGAUACUCUGCCGAUGGUCUUCCUCAUGUCGGUCAAGUUCCUGGACAAGAAGGUCAAUUUAUUCUGGCUGGGUUCACGGGACAUGGAAUGCCACAAAUCUUCUUGGUCGCUGAAGCCCUCGCGAAGAUGGUCGUUAAUGAAGCAAGCUUUGAAGAGACUAAACUGCCUCGACUGUUUAAAACCAGCCAGGAAAGAAUUACGACCUCAAAGAGCAAUAUUUCCGAUAAAGCUCCCCCGGCUACGACGCAGGCCAAACUAUGA
This is a messenger RNA of Penicillium angulare, 1392 nucleotides long. RefSeq names its product NAD(P)/FAD-dependent oxidoreductase. Gene Ontology annotation, molecular function: oxidoreductase activity. The transcript has 4 exons. NCBI's taxonomy places the organism in Eukaryota, Fungi, Ascomycota, Eurotiomycetes, Eurotiales, Aspergillaceae. The coding region runs from base 1 to 1392 and encodes 463 amino acids. The record is from RefSeq and is a predicted model, not a curated record. Gene Ontology annotation, cellular component: cytoplasm.